Linum trigynum is the source of this 2494-nucleotide messenger RNA. NCBI's taxonomy places the organism in Eukaryota, Viridiplantae, Streptophyta, Magnoliopsida, Malpighiales, Linaceae. The record is from the annotation of a GenBank genome assembly.
AAACAUAUAGGUUGAUUGUUGCGCACUUCGAUGAUUGAUACGAUAAUUUAUAAUGUUUAACAGAGUUACAUAGUAUGGUAGUCAAUCUGUUAUCUGUGUAUCUUUUCUUGUGGUUACUGUCCAACUUGUUUCAAUGCAAGAAGUUUAUGUCUGAUAUGUAUAUGUUGCACUUGCAUACUCACUUGACGCAUCUGGAAUUCUGGAUUGUCUUAUUGUAUUUUCAGCAUUCACCAUCUGGAUUAUCAUAUUGAAUUUGUUUUUAUAAUGAAGUUAUAUUUCUAUGUCUAGCAAACAGUUGACAUUUUGUCAAAUAAAAGAAGAAAAAAUGUUUUAUUGGUGACAACUGCAAGUGGACUUUCUGGGUUGGAAAAGGACAGAAGGUUUCCCCUGCCCCGUGGCCUUCAGAACUGUAUACCUCAUCCAUCAGCCCACCCGAACUGAGCUGCGGCGGCGGCGGUUCUGGGUUCCAUCUUAAUCCAUUAAAAAGGAAUCCAACUUCUGGGUUUCGUUUCUGGAUUGAUCUUCUCUUCGUAUGUCCCGAUAAUCGAAUCCCUUAUUCUCAGUUCGGCAAAUCAAUCCCCACGGCGUCCCGCUUGUUUCAAAGAUAACGCUGACGGAGGCACGGAGCUCGUCGACGACGGUGAAGAAUUUCAGCUGAUUGGUACCCAAAUCGUCACAGGUAUGGCGGAUUUCUUCUCUCGUGUUUUUGGGGUUUGUUCCUUCAGAUAACGAGCUGAUCAUGUCUCUUCUAAUUCUCUUUUUUGGAAUUUCAUUAAUGGUUUCUUCGUAGUUUAAGGAGUUAUACAAUUCAUGAAUCUAGUUUCCAAUAUCCUCUUCAUUACUUCUCCGUUAUAGCAGAGUCAACCAUUGACUGGGUAUAGAAUGAUUGCUGCGGCAGUUCAGAGAAAGCUGCAGUUAACUGCUUCUCUGCCUUCUAACCCAGGUCCGGAAUUCAUGAAUGGUUAAGGUUUUCCUUCCCAGGAGGGGAGGUAACUAUGAUCAAAUUUGUUCAUAGUUUGCCCAAAUCCAGAAAUCUGAGAAAUUCCUAGAACUGAAACUGGACAGGCUAAUAGAUGCCUAGAAUCUGUUGCAUCCUGAUUCCCGAACCUACGGAACUUGACCAGUUAAAGAAAGGGAUGGUCAAGCCACGUAUUUGCAGUAGAUAGGAUGUUUAAUAAGAUAAAAGUUCCAUUUGUUCAUCUACCUAUAAAACAAGGGGAAUUGAAUAUUUGCUGCAUUUCAUCUUUUCUAACUCUUUGGCUUGCUUCCCAUAAGCUAGAUUGCUGCUGAGAUCGAAUUUGAAGCUCCUUUAACAAUACCAUUCAUUGUGUCGGUCCUACAGCUAGCGUUGCAGUUCUGAUAUUCCUCUAUAGUUAAGCAUUCAAAGUUUCUUGAAUUUCAAAACCAAAACCUUGUGACCGACCUCCAUAAUCAUCAUGUGCAGACAUUGUUAACAUGGUUUAUACCAUUUUGCUUCUCCACACAUCUUCUGACUACUGAGUGUUCUCUGUGUUAAACCUACCAGAGAGCUAUCUCUACUCCAACUUGAAGAAAGCAAAAAUGCACAACAACGAAGACAAGAACCUCAUCGAAAUUCUGGACGAAAACGUGUCGGUCGACAUUGCCAGAUACACCAACUACGUCAGCGCUCCACAGGCAGGGGCAAUCACAACAUUCUCCGGGACAACGCGUGACACCUUCGACGGCAAGACAGUGGUGGAGCUGCGGUACGAGGCGUACGUGCCAAUGGCAGUACGCCAAAUCCAGUCCAUCUGUUCCUCGGCCAGGGCUACCUGGAAGAUCCACGCCAUUGCUGUGGCACACCGCCUGGGGGCGGUUCCGGUAGGGGAAACCAGCGUGUUCAUUGCCGUGUCAGCUGUUCAUCGUGGCGACGCGCUGGAUGCUUGCAAGUUCAUGAUAGAUGAGCUCAAGGCGACCGUUCCGAUAUGGAAGAAGGAGGUUUACUCGAAUGGGGAGGUUUGGAAGGAGAAUUCUGAGUUCAUGGAGAGGAGAUCAAUGGAUCCUGCUGGAAAUGCUGUUGAUGCGCCUGCUGCUGCUAGUACCAGAAGGGUUUGCUGUGGGACAAAGUGUAAAGUCAGUAAUGAAGAAAGCCCUGCUUUUGGGAUGAACUCAGAGUAGAAUUUGUCAAAGGGGAAAUAAGAUUCAGAAUGUGAUGAUCAAGAAAAGCUAUAUACAUUGCUUUGCCUUGUUGCUCCCUUCUCACAUUCUGCUUAGUAAAGGUUGUUCGAGUUCAAGUUGAUCGUUACUCGUUCUGGCAAAGUCAUACCAGUCCGGUCUAACGACACGGGCCGGACCCUUUUGGACCAGUUUAGGCCCAAAUAGCGAGCAUAACAAACUCCCAGCCCAAUUUCCUCCUGACGUUGCGUAAGAAUCAAGAGCGGUGGGCCCCCCUGUCCUAGAAACGGCAAAAAAGCAGCCCUCCUUUUUCUCUUGUCUCUUUAAAUAAUCGUACGAAGAAAACUGAAUUUACACG